Molecule: messenger RNA, 876 nt
Organism: Pyricularia pennisetigena
Lineage: Eukaryota; Fungi; Ascomycota; Sordariomycetes; Magnaporthales; Pyriculariaceae
Exons: 2
Coding region: 1-876 (291 amino acids)
Molecular function (GO): acid phosphatase activity
Source: RefSeq, a predicted model, not a curated record
AUGCGCCUCGGUCUGCGCGUGCUUUGCGAGCUCCUGCUGGUCGUCGUCAGUCUCUUCGUGCCGGACCGGCGAGCCCUCGACGACAUGGCCAAGAAGCUGUCAAAAGCCAACGCGGCAGCGUCGCACUCAAGCGUCGCCACGACGCACUCGGACUCGACCCAGACCUCCAACUUUUCCUCGUCUUCGUCGGUCAACAAGGCCGGCCUCUCGGCGCCAGGGCCGAGCUCGCUACCGCCCGUCCUGACCGACGAGGAGCCCCUCCCCCGCCUCAUCGUCUUUGACCUAGACUACACUCUCUGGCCGUUCUGGGUCGACACGCACGUCACGCCCCCGAUCAAAGCGGUGGCGCCCGCCGACAAGAGCCAGCACUGCAGCGCAGUGACGGACAAGAUCGGCGACACGUACUCGUUCUACGCCGACGUGCCACGCAUGCUGUACACGCUGCCCAUGGCCGGCGUGAGGCUGGCCGUGGCGUCGCGCACGCACGCGCCCGACCUCGCCCGCGACGUGCUAAAGCAGCUGCAGAUCCCGCCCUACGCCGCCGCCGCCGGCCUGGCCAACCUGGCCAACAACAGCAGCAUGCCCGCGACGCCGGCCGCGGCCCAGAAGCAGCUGGCAAAGGAAAAGCCUCGCAGGGCCCUCGACGUCUUCGACGCCGGCCUGGAGAUCUAUCCCUCCAGCAAGGUGCGGCACUUUGACGCCAUACAAAAACGCACCGGCAUCCCAUACAGCGAGAUGAUUUUCUUUGACGACGAGGCCCGCAACAAGGAGGUCGAGCAGGCGCUCGGCGUGCUCUUUUGCCACGUCAAGGAUGGCAUGACGUGGGACGAGCUGGAGCUGGGCGUCAGGAGGUGGCGGAGGAGGAGACAGAACUGA